GCGAAAGGUAUAAAAGCCGGCUUGGCACCUAGUGUGUCUAGCUACCUGAACUCGUUCUCUUUAGUUAUGGUUGAUAUUUGAAAUACUCCUGGUUUGAAUACUAAUCGCAACCCAACUCACCUAUCAGCGACAAACUACCAAAUAUGGCUCCCCAAAUACUAUGGAUUGGCUUAGGGAAUAUGGGAAGAGGAAUGGUGAAGAACUUGGUGGAGAAAGGAAACUUGGACAAGCCCGUAAUCUUGUACAACCGGACUCGAAAACGUGCCGAAGAACUAGCAGCCAAACUUCCUACAGGAAAGACGGAGAUUGUCGAUUCUGUUGAGGAAGGCGUCAAGAGGGCCGAUAUUAUUUUCCAUAUCCUCUCUAAUGACGCUGUGGUGAAAGCGAAUUUCGACACUAUUCUCAAAGGAGAUGUUGCAGGCAAGCUGUUUGUUGAGUGCUCUACGAUUGCCCCGGAGACUACGGAAGAAAUUGCCAAGUUAGCAACAGAGAAGGGCGCUCAGUUUAUUGCGAGCCCCAUCUUUGGCGCACCACCUGCAGCUGAAGCAGGCCAACUGAUAUUUGUUCCCGCUGGCCCCAAAUCGGGCAUCGAUAAACUCCGUCCUUACAUCAAGGGCGUAAUGGGCAAAGCUGAGAUCGCCUUCGACGAUAAGCCAGUAGGCACCUCGCUAAAACUGAAGCUUCUCGGCAACAGCUUUAUCAUCAACAUGGUAGCACAAUUAGGCGAGGGGUUUGCAGUAGCGGAUAAAACCGACAUAGGGCCGGACGCUCUGAAACAAUUCAUAGACCUGUUGUUUGGCGGCAUAUACAGUCUGUACUCGCAGCGCAUAACCCAGGGCACGUACUGGAAGAUGGCGGAGCCGCUCUUCUCGGCUGACAACGCACGCAAAGAUGCGGGUCACGCCAUGAACAUGGCUAAGAAUGCCGGUGCCGAGCUAAGGUUAACGAAGGUCGCGGAUGAGUAUCUGGAGAGUGUUGCUGAUUAUGCGGGUGGUGACAAAGGCGACAUCGCGGGAAUAUACGGUGCCGCGAGGAAGAACGCCGGGUUGGAGUAUGAGAACGAUGUUUGAUUUAUUACAUAUGGCUCAACAUACAUAACUUAUUACUUCAUGUAAAGGAUAACGAAAAAUAAAUACUAAAUCUUGAAGUUAUUGCUAAGAA
Annulohypoxylon maeteangense is the source of this 1161-nucleotide messenger RNA. Its product is annotated as 6-phosphogluconate dehydrogenase 2. The record is from RefSeq and is a predicted model, not a curated record. Bases 144 to 1070 code for a protein of 308 amino acids. The transcript has 4 exons. Gene Ontology annotation, molecular function: oxidoreductase activity, acting on the CH-OH group of donors, NAD or NADP as acceptor; NADP binding; NAD binding. Lineage: Eukaryota; Fungi; Ascomycota; Sordariomycetes; Xylariales; Hypoxylaceae.